Molecule: messenger RNA, 5490 nt
Organism: Camelus dromedarius (Arabian camel)
Lineage: Eukaryota; Metazoa; Chordata; Mammalia; Artiodactyla; Camelidae
Gene: HTR4
Product: 5-hydroxytryptamine receptor 4
Exons: 14
Coding region: 800-2008 (402 amino acids)
Biological process (GO): G protein-coupled receptor signaling pathway, coupled to cyclic nucleotide second messenger; chemical synaptic transmission; regulation of appetite
Cellular component (GO): dendrite; plasma membrane
Molecular function (GO): G protein-coupled serotonin receptor activity; neurotransmitter receptor activity
Source: RefSeq, a predicted model, not a curated record
CUUUUCCACUUGAUAGGUGAUCCUCAAGCCAUCUCUGUGGGACAGAAUUUAAAAUCCACUAAACUGAAUUUUUAGACUGUCUUCCAACUUUACAAACUCAUUGAUAUUCAAGGUGUCGUCAGCACCACUAGACUUGAAGACAUCUGCAGAAUUUCAAGGUUCUUCCUCCACAGUCAAAACUCAGGUAAAGUCCAGUAGGACAAUGGAGCAUGCAUGUGAGCAGAGGAGAUACACAUAUGUGUCCACUCUGUUCCUCACAGACCCAUUUGCAUAUAGCAUUCACAGUGUCCCAUGAGCACAGAAUGCAACUGCACCCAGGAUGCAUGGAGUUUCGGCGAGACUCAAAACUAUACAAUGAAGCUUGGAGAAGGGCCAUCAAAUUUUCAGUUCAUUUGCCAGGUACUUUAUGACCCAGGCUGCCUUCUGGAUCAGAAAGAUACUGGAAGCUGUAAAACACACAAAGCCAGGCUUUGUUAUCACCUCAGUGUGCGGAAGGACACCAGCCCUGAGUGUGUGCUACCUCAUGCCCCUGUCACAUGCUCCUACGUCUUCCCUACUCCACUUCCCCGGGUCCAUCCCUGGAUAGAAGAUGGAAGAAGCCAGAGUAAAACCUGGCUGCCUGGGCUGGCUGCCCUUACAUGGAGAAAGCACCAUUUGAAAUGGAAUAUACUUUGAAAAAUACCAAGUUUUACAGAAGCAAAGAAGUAAGAGAUCAGGAGCAGCUCCAUGGAACCCAUGAGCAUUGAAGAGAGGACCCUGUGGGCACUGAGAUCCAGUUCACCCAUGCCUAUUUCCUGUAAUGGACGAACUUGAUGCUAAUGUGAGUUCCAAGGAGGGUUUUGGGUCUGUGGAGAAGGUUGUGCUGCUCACAUUUCUCUCAGCGGUUAUCUUGAUGGCUAUCCUGGGGAACCUGCUAGUGAUGGUGGCUGUGUGCAGGGACAGGCAGCUCAGGAAAAUAAAAACCAAUUACUUCAUCGUGUCUCUUGCCUUUGCGGAUUUGCUGGUGUCAGUGCUGGUGAUGCCGUUUGGUGCCAUUGAGCUGGUUCAAGACAUCUGGAUCUAUGGGGAGAUGUUUUGCCUUGUCCGGACAUCUCUUGACGUCCUACUCACAACAGCAUCAAUUUUUCACCUGUGCUGCAUUUCUCUGGAUAGGUAUUAUGCCAUCUGCUGCCAACCCUUGGUCUAUAGGAACAAGAUGACCCCUCUGCGCAUCGCGUUAAUGCUGGGAGGCUGCUGGGUCAUCCCCAUGUUUAUCUCUUUUCUCCCUAUCAUGCAAGGCUGGAAUAACAUUGGCAUACUUGAUUUGGGAAGGAUAUCCAAACCAAGACUGGGCCAGGAUUUGCAUGUGAUAGACAAAAGGAAGUUCAGCCACAACUCUAACUCCACGUACUGUGUCUUCAUGGUCAACAAGCCCUACGCCAUCACCUGCUCUGUGGUGGCCUUCUACAUCCCGUUUCUCCUCAUGGUGCUGGCCUACUGUCGCAUCUAUGUCACAGCCAAGGAGCAUGCCCACCAGAUCCAGAUGUUACAGCGGGCAGGAGCCCCCUCAGAGGGCAGGCCCCAGCCGGCAGACCAGCACAGCACUCAUCGCAUGAGGACAGAGACCAAAGCAGCCAAGACGCUGUGCAUCAUCAUGGGCUGCUUCUGCCUCUGCUGGGCUCCAUUCUUUGUCACCAAUAUUGUGGAUCCGUUCGUAGACUACACUGUCCCUGGGCAGGUGUGGACCGCAUUCCUCUGGCUUGGCUACAUCAAUUCUGGGUUGAACCCCUUUCUCUACGCCUUUUUGAACAAGUCUUUUAGACGUGCCUUCCUCAUCAUCCUCUGCUGUGAUGACGAGCGCUACCGCAGACCUUCCAUCCUGGGCCAGACUGUCCCCUGCUCAACCACAACCAUCAAUGGAUCCACACAUGUGUUAAGGGAUGCAGUGGAGUGUGGUGGCCAGUGGGAGAGUCAGUACCACCCCCCAGCAACUUCUCCUUUGGUGGCUGCUCAUCCCAGAGACACUUAGGCCCCUGGGGCAGUGACCCGGAAGACAGCCAUCCCUCUGGGAGAGGCCAGGUCUAAGCUGCUGCUUGUGUGUGACUGCAUCUGGUAUUCUCUUCAUCCAGCAUCUCGUCUGUUGGUGCAGUCCCUUCACGUCCAUUGGGCUUUUCCUCCAGGAUUCCAGCAAGUGGCACUUGAGGGAGUCAGGGGACAGGACAGCCCCCUUGUUCCCUGGGGGCUCUCCUCCAGGGAUCCUCCUUGAAGGGAUCUUUUCAUUUCCCGGCGCUCCCUCUUCCUGGCAUCUUGCCCUUGCUGCACGCUCUCUGUUCCCUCUGAUAAGUCCCCUUACUGUGCCUGCUUUGUCUCGCUCGUGUUCCAAACAUGAUCAGUCACCGUGUCCUAUCUCAGUCAUAGAUGUCUCCGAAUAUUCCUUCUUUGCUGUGCCUGCUCACAGACACUGUCAGAACACAUCCUCCCUGUGCCUGUCUUGGUCAAAAAGCACACAUCUCUUGCUUGUUCACGUCUGUCACAGCCAUGUUCAAACGACUCUCUGGCUCAUCUCUGUCCUGCUCUGUGCCAGAUACUAAUGCACUUUCCUCCAGGAGUCUGGGUCCAAAUGUGCAUCCUCCUGGUCAGCCCCUGUGUCAGUCACAGAGUUCCACUUGCUCUUGCUUGUGUCCAUGUCAGUGCUUUCAGGACAUGCUCCAUUUAUUCACCAUGGAAGAAACCGGGCAAAGAUCCUUCAGGAGAAAACAGCUUCUGCGGCAACCCUGGAGGGAAGCCAAAGACAGACAGCUCCCCUGCUAGUCCUGGGGCCUCAGGACCUUCUGCUCUGAGACACUCGUCUUCCUAGAACAGACCUUGUCCUAAGGAGCCUUGGGCAGGGCCAGUGGCAUCAUAGCAUUUACUAAAAGACUUUGGAAUCUUUCCCAUGAGUUUGUGGCAAAGCCCAUGGUACCAAUUUAUAACCUUGAAUCUGGCCAUGUUGGUCCCAGAGGAGAGGCCUGUUGGAGGCUCACACCACCAAGACUUGUCUCUCACUGCAGUUUCCCCAGUGGAGGAGGCAGGACCAAGCAGUGCUGUGGAUUAGAAGACAUUGCUUCACUUGAAGUCAGAGGACAUGAAUUCCAGCCCUGGCUCCGCUCCUAACACGCUAUGAGAUCGGGACCCAUGCCCUUCCAUUCCUUGACCUCACUUUCUGCAUCUGUCAACUGCAGUUUGGACCAGGAGAUCACUCAGAUUCUCUCCGUUUCUAUGACAACAGGAUGCUGCUACAGCCGUCAGCUACCUCAAAAAGGCAUGGCCUGCCUGCCUUUUGACUUUGUUCCAAAGGAACUAGCUGUCUCAUUUGGGCCUUGUAGACCCUUGACCUUGCCAGCUUUGCCCUUCAGGUUUACCUGAAGGUCCUUCAUUCAAAGCUGAGUUCAUGGCUCUUGCCACCUGCCCCAGAGUGAAGGUCCUAGGGCGGUAAAUGCUGCCACAUCCCAGAGCUGUAUGAGGUUUCAGCUUUGGUCUUGGUUGUGAUUUGAUAGAAUCUCAGGACUUUAUCAUACUGUCCUCGUUCCUGCUGCUGAAGAAGUCUGUUUUCAUUUCCAUUGAUGUUACCUUUAGUUCUGGAAUUGCACCAGACUGGAAAGAGACUUUGGAAUGAGGAAGAGAAGAUUGCCUCAAAACCAUCCAAAUGCAAUCAAUCAAUCAAUCAAUCAAUAAAAUAAAAAUUCUGUGUUCUGCAAAGGCUUACAAUUUUUCUGGGAAGAAAGUCCAUGCCUUAGGGAAGGGAAAAAGCCUCUAACAAGAAAAGUGACUUGAAAUUCUUGAAUGCCAUUUAGAAAUACUGUGCCACGUUGAAAUGCUCCUGGUGUAGGCUGGGGAUCUCACCGAUCAGUGGAGCAGAUUCAUCUGGGGACCUAUUCUCAUCAUAUGUGAAGAAAGUUUAUUUAAGUCCUGACUUUCACAGUGACUCUGCCUGGACCAAUCGUCUUUGCUUUUCCAGGUCAUUAUUCCUCUGCCAAUUCUAGAUUGGGACUUAGGAGGCAACCGCCUUUUUGAGGAUGGUUCUUCUCUAAUACAAAAGAAAGAGCAGCAAGGUUUUGAGUCCCAAGGCCCUGAACCUGGCAGUGAGACCCACACUGUCUGUCUGGUUGCUACACACCGUCUACCGCCUCCAUGAACACGUAGUAAGGACGGGUGCAGCAGAGAAGCAGCACAGGCACUGAAUCAGCUGCUGACUUACUGUGUGAUGCUGGACCUCUCUGGUCUCGGAAACAAUCUCUCCUGACUUCUUUGGAAUCUGUCAACAAAGUUAUUGUGGAGAUAAAUAAGAUAAUUUUUGUGACCCAUUACGUAAAUCAUAAAAUGCUAUUCUAUUUGUUUAUUAUGACUUUGAAUGACUUUGGAUGCUCCUGGGCUCUCAAGGACUAAAAAUUUCUUAAUGAAGGAGUGAACCGAUUUAGUGAGUGAACUUUCUAUGUUAAAAAAACCAGUACCAAGACAGCAUCUUUUGGGGGUCAGUUCUUCCAAAUUCACUCCCUCGACGUUUGGUCACUCUCGGUUACCCAAUACACACCAUCACUGCAAUUUAUACAUCACAGAAACUCUCAUUUGAAGAGAUUUUGUUGUUCUCAAAGUAAAGGAAUGGGUGGAGAGAGAUGGGAACUAAAAACAAAUUUUUCAUGUAACUUCAGUGUCACAUAGAAUAAAUUCAGAUGCCUUUUUGCCAUGAAAACAUUUAUUGGAGAAAAAAGACAGGUCGUUGAAAUUAUCCCCACCCCAUAAAUUCUCUCUCUCUUUCUUCAUAUUUAUAUAUAUGUAAAUACUGUGAAAAGAACCCUCAAACAUGGACCAGACUAUAAAUUACCAGCUGAUAAGACUGUUAUAUAGUCUACUAAGAUGCUGAAUGAGAUAAUUUUAAGAUUGUUUUCUAAUCAGUCUGUGUAAAUGAUUAUUAAUUAUGGUUUAAUGUUAUUUAGCUAGCACCUUAAUUUUGUUUACGUUUUUAGUAAAGCAGAAUUACAAGUGGGGCCACUCAUACAGUUUCUAGGGCAGAGUUCCCUUAGGAAAUCAAUGUAUAAAAUACAUGUCUGCCUGUUAUAGAGAAUGUGGAGCUUAAUUAUAUAACUUCAAUGGACUAUAAAUUUUAAUGAUGUAGUAUUUUUGCUUUUAUGAAAUUGUUAGUUAUGCCUAUGAUUUGUCUGGAGCUAAAGCUUUGAAGUACUAGGAACCCUGAUUCUAACUCGUUUCUGUGGAGAACACCUUUGGCUUUAUAAUGAUCCACUUUUUGAUGCCAUUCCCAAGAAUGUGUUCUGGGAAAAACAGGAGCCUACAUGGAUUUGGUUUUUUUCAUUGAUAAAUUCUCUCUAUUUAUUGAUAAACGUUGAUAAGUUACACAUGUUUAUAUUUGUACAGUCUGUACAUGUUUAUAUAAAACAUAUAUGGAGGGAAAUCUUAAGUCUUAAAACUAUUGACAGAAUUUUGAAUACACAAUAAAAUGCCAAAGUCAAUUACGUA